AUGUCUUCAAACCCCAUCUCCGCCCCUGCACCUACCCCUGCCCCAUCCUACCGUUCAAAGAAGAAGCUCCGCAUGGAAUCUCAUUACUUCAACACUACCCUCCUCCAUAAGAAAUCAUCCCCCACUCCCGCCACUGAUAGAAAAACUACUAUCACACCUGCCAUUACUACUUCCAUCGAGGAAGAUGAAAUUAAGUAUCCUACAACCAAAUACAAAACAAACAGCAAGAACUGGUUCGUUUAUGCCUUCGGUAUCGGAUCUGAUACCGGCCCCUCUCAACUUUCUGAUGGUGGCCGUCCAGCUCAUUAUGGCAUCACUUCUUCCAUCACUUCCGAAUCGGAGGUGCCUAGGACUUGGCAAGGUCUUUUGGAUAUUUCCAGCCAUUAUCAUAGCGAUAAUAAAGUCUCACAUCAGGCCAGAUGCGGCUUGAUUUAUGCACCUGCUCCUGAACCGCAAAAUAUCGCUUUAUCAAUCUCAAAAAAGAGGUUAAUCCCCGACGAUUUCGUCACCGAUUACGACCAGCGCCGUGAAAAGGCCCGGGCCCGUAUCGACGCUGACUGGGAGUUUGGAAGGGCUGUGGCUAGAAAACAGCUUAUUCCAAAGUCAAAAAACAAGCCUGCCGUUCCGAAAAAGGUCGUGGAGACCAGAAAGAGCGGGAGAAUUAUGGGAAGGGCGGAGUCGACUGCGACUACUACUACUACUACAACAACAACUUCAAAGCCUUCCGGAAAGGAAAUGUUUGGAUCCAGUGGAAUGGUCAUCUUGAGGAUGAAUGUUGUGACUGUUGGAGAGGCUGGCGACUCGGAUUGA
Molecule: messenger RNA, 810 nt
Organism: Morchella sextelata
Lineage: Eukaryota; Fungi; Ascomycota; Pezizomycetes; Pezizales; Morchellaceae
Exons: 1
Coding region: 1-810 (269 amino acids)
Source: RefSeq, a predicted model, not a curated record